UUCUUUCUUGUGACUCUUAUCACCGAUGGGAAUCUCCUUCAGCACCAACAGAAGACGACAGAACAACCGCCGUCAACUCCUCCACCACCACCACCAUCCUCCACCGCCUUACUAUUACCUCGAUCCUCCUCCGCAGCCAUUUCCACCGCAUUAUGACUACAACUACUCCACUUACCCGCAUUUACCACCACCGCCACAGAUCAACUCUUGUUCCUACGGCCAUCCUUACCAUUACUACCCUCAGCAUCCUCACUACUUCACCACGGCACAACCCAAUUGGUGGAGUCCAACGAUGAGACCUGGAUAUGUCUGUCCUACGCAAACGCAAAUGCAGCCUCCUCCACCUCCAUACGUGGAGAAUCAGAACGCCAAGAAAGUGAGAAACGAUGUCAAUGUGCAUAGAGAUAUGGUGAGGCUCGAAGUAGACGAUUUAGUCCCUGGACACCAUCUAGUUUCCUUCGUCUUCGAUGCCAUUUUCCACGGCAGUUUCACUAUCACCUUCUUUGCAAAGGAGGAACCAAACUGCACGUUUAUCCCACAGUUUCCAGAGGUUUAUCCACCGACAAGAUUCUCUUUUCAGAAAGGUCCUGGACAGAGGUUUCUACAGCCUUCAGGGACAGGAACCGAUCUGAGCUUCUUCGCUCUUGACGAUUUGUCAAAGCCCUUAGAAGAAGAUGUGUACCCUCUUGUUAUAUCAGCUGAGACGUUAAUCUCUCCAAAUCCCAUGUCCGAGCAGUCAUCAGUUCAUAAGCAAGUCACACAAGCGGUUCUUGAGAAAGAUAAUGAUGGAUCUUUUAAAGUGAAAGUUGUGAAACAGAUUCUUUGGAUCGAAGGAGUUAGAUAUGAACUACGUGAGUUGUAUGGAUCGACCACUCAAGGGGCUUCCUCGGGGUUAGAGGACAGUGGUUCGGGUAAAGAAUGUGUUAUCUGCAUGACUGAGGCUAAGGACACAGCUGUUCUGCCUUGUAGACAUUUGUGCAUGUGUAGUGAUUGUGCGAAAGAAUUGAGGCUUCAGUCUAACAAAUGUCCUAUUUGUAGACACCCUAUUGAGGAGCUCUUAGAGAUCAAUGUGAAUGAACAGCACUUGACUUGAAGAAGAAGGUUCUUCCUUUCUUUUUUUGGGAAACCCUCCAUGUCAGAAUAUGUAUUUUGGAUCAUUGUUGUGGAACUUCAUAACGCAUAUAGAUUUGUUUGUUCUAAAGCUUUGUAUGUGAAAGAUAUAAGUAGUGGUAUAUGUAUUGUGUUAUAACGGCUUUCAUGUAUUAUCUUUGUCCUCUUGGAUAUUUCCACACACUCUCAACAUUCCACUCUAUGUAUGUAACUGAAUGGUUUUGUUGUUUGCUUUAAGCAUAAGGAACCGAUCA
Messenger RNA from Eruca vesicaria subsp. sativa (arugula), 1364 nucleotides. The record is from the annotation of a GenBank genome assembly. NCBI's taxonomy places the organism in Eukaryota, Viridiplantae, Streptophyta, Magnoliopsida, Brassicales, Brassicaceae.